GCGGGGCCCGGCUGAUGCGGGAGGACACGGUGUGCCCAGCUGGGACAGGGGCAGGGCCAGCAAAGGGCAUCUGCCCCUCUGGGCUCUGCUCGGGGAGGCCGUGGCUGGGCCUGCACCACUUGGGGGCUGCAGUGCCCGCAAAUGGGCUGGAGCCGGGCACUGCCACCACCCCAGCACUUCCCUGGGCCCAGCCCUUGUGUGCCAGGGCCAGCAUUGCCCAGUGCUCCCCAGUGCCUGCCCAGACUGGAGAUCCCAGUCACCCGCCUGUGCCCAUUGCCCGUCAGCCCCUUUAUCUCCCAGCUCCCUGUUUCCCUGAUCCCGGGCUCCUGGUGCCCCAAGAAGGGGCCUCAGCCAGCGCUGCCCAGGCCCAGAGGAAGAUGAAGGUCGCUGUGCUCAGCGUGGCCCUGCUCUUCACCAUCCUGCUGAGCCCCCCGGCAGAUGCCAAGCCCAUUGAGGUCGACAGCGUCCAAUGUGGGGAGGCAGGCAUCAUCGGCGGCCCGCCAAUCUCGGGACAAGGAGGAGGUGGAUGUGUCGGGGGAGGCAUGGAUGUCCAUCGAGUGAAGAGGUCUGAGUCCCCCAUAGUUGACCUGGUGGAGCUGAUGCGCCAGUGAUGCUCGGCUGCCUCUCUGCAUGUCCAGGACUGGAAGUGGUGGUGACACCCGUGUCCUGUCCCCCUCCAGCGGCAUGAGGAGAUGAUCAUCCCUGGAGGACCCCCCUGAUCCCCUGGGUGCCCUGGCAAUUUCCCUGCAAGAAUCAAUAAACCCCUGCAGCAAAACAAA
This is a messenger RNA of Pipra filicauda (Wire-tailed manakin), 779 nucleotides long. RefSeq lists its product as uncharacterized. The record is from RefSeq and is a predicted model, not a curated record. The transcript is spliced from 8 exons. Lineage: Eukaryota; Metazoa; Chordata; Aves; Passeriformes; Pipridae. Bases 15 to 611 code for a protein of 198 amino acids.